Molecule: messenger RNA, 5468 nt
Organism: Syngnathus typhle (broad-nosed pipefish)
Lineage: Eukaryota; Metazoa; Chordata; Actinopteri; Syngnathiformes; Syngnathidae
Product: zinc finger protein PLAGL2-like
Exons: 2
Coding region: 511-1815 (434 amino acids)
Biological process (GO): regulation of DNA-templated transcription
Molecular function (GO): DNA-binding transcription factor activity, RNA polymerase II-specific; RNA polymerase II cis-regulatory region sequence-specific DNA binding
Source: RefSeq, a predicted model, not a curated record
UGUGACGUCACGCUCCCAGAAUGCACGGCUUCCAGCGCGGCGCCAGCGGCCAGGCCCAGACUCGAAUAAACAUCUUUUAAAGCCUUCAUCUGUCCAAAAUGUCCACGUGGAAGCCAAAUGGAUCGCGGUGGAAGAUCGCGGCGUUGUGCCAGGCGGUCUUUUAAGAUGUUGAGCUUCUUCUGCUGAACACCAACCGACUCUUGAGUCAACAGCAGAAAUUAUCCAAAUUGCAGCCCACUAGGGUUGCUAUGGCAGGUGCUGUCACCGAAACCAAGCGCUGGACACAGGCCUGUCCCAUCGAGACAGGACAGACCACACGUCAUUGUCACAAGAGAUCAUUAAAUAGUCAACAAACUGCACUUAGUAUUAUUGCAAGCACACGGCGAUAACCCAACAGCCUGAGAUCAGAGAGUUGAUGUCCAGCGACCUGUAGAAUCCUCAUGAGUGUUGCUAGCAUCUGCUCCUACACGCUCAGUUUUUCAACGCAACCAGCAUCGUCCCCUUGGGACAAUGUUCCACCAGCAAGAACAACUAAAGGGUCAGCUGCAGGAUAGCCACAUAGCCAAUAGGCAGCUUGGUUUUCACUGCCAGGAGUGUGGGAAGGAAUACAACACUCAGCUGGGCUACAGGCGCCACCUGGUGGAGGCUCACAGUGCCGGCGCCGGCCUGCCCUGCUCGGAAGGGACACCGUCGCUGCUGGAGCACCUGGGUGCCGGCCAUAUUGAUCGGCCGCCUCCAGCAGAGGGCAAUAAUAAUGCGGUCGUGGCGGUGAGAGAGAGGAAAUAUUCCUGUGAGCGAUGCGACCGACGUUUUUACACCCGCAAGGACGUACGUCGCCAUGCCGUGGUGCACACGGGACGGCGCGAUUUCUUGUGUCCCCGUUGUGCUCAGCGCUUCGGCCGCAGAGACCACUUGACCCGUCACUUGAAGAAGAGCCACGCGCAUGACGCGGGAUUGAUACCGCUGGUUACAGCCAGUACUCCCGUGGCGACAUCCACCACAACCACCCAGUGUCCCAUAAAGGAAUCCAGCCCUUUAGCCUCGGAUAGAAGUUCGUCCGCCUCCAAGGAACCCGUGGAGACCUUCACCAGGGACAUGUUCAACUCCUACCCCAUUACCAACCCUGUCCCCGGGAUGAGUCAUCCGCACGGCCUCAUGCAGGUGUCUUUGUCCUCAAGCAUGAGCGUCGGUCGCCAUAUGCCUCCGCCGUCUCCUCACAACCACCAUCAUCACUUGCAGCCUCUGUCGGGGCCGCCGCAGCAGCAGUCGUACGGCAGCAUGCCCAGGUACCAGCAAGGAUCUACCUCAUAUCCUCGCACUGACGUGGACAGUUUCCUGCUGGAUCUGCAGGGUGCCCCUCCUCCUCACCUUAGCUCAGUCAACUCUUCUACCUCGACGUCCACCUCUCCUCAAAGGGAGAUGCUCGCUGAAGGGAUGCCUGUCGGCAGUGAUCCCCACCUAGUGCCCAGGAAUGCUGCUAUCUCCUCAGCUGAGCUUUCCUGCACCACUAACAUGGAACUUGGGCCACUGUUGGGCUUCUUGCCUUUCAGCCUGCCACCUUACAGCUCUCAUGUCGGAAUGGGUGGGCUGAUGAUGGGUUAUCCCCCUGCUACCACCGCCACCUCUUCGCCAACUUCUUCCAGUGGGUUGUCCUCCCAGGCUUCAGGGCCUUUUACAUUCUUCCAGCCUCCUCAGGCUCAUGUGCCCCAGGGCCCCGUGGCCCACAACCAUAGCCAACUACCUCAGGCAUACAGCACUUCUGCUGUUAGCACUUCUAGCUCCUUACCUCAUUACUACCAGGCUUUUCAGCAAUAAGCGGUUUUGUGUCCACAAAUUACUCUUCACUGCGUGUCUUUUUCCUGUCAAAGGUCAAAUGAUGUCAUUACCUCAUUCACUGCCGUUGACGGUUAUAGACGUCAAAGUUCCAUUGUAACUGGGCUAGCAGUGAGUGAGUUAACUAUACAACAUUUAUGUGUCUUCUCCUAUUGUUGCUCUGAUAGAUUAUUGGUGAACACAACAAAUCACCUCAUCAGUAUUACCUCAUUAUUUAAAAAAAAAAAAAAAAAGUAGCUUGAAUGCACAAAUGUUGUCUUUCUCACUACAAUCAACAGAGUAAUUCAUUCAAAUCUACAACAGUUAAUGCACUUGAUCCAGUUAUCACAUGUGCUAUGUGGUGGCGACCUGCUUGAACAUAACAAAUAUCCAGUAUAGCGCACACUCAGACAUGUCACACAUGUAAAGUCAGCUCGAAGCACUGCGUUCAAAGAGGCCACAUCAGCAUGGUGACACAGAUUCCACUGGAAUGCUUUUACCUUUUGUAACGGUUUGUUUCUGUCAUCACAAAUACAGAAUGCACUUAAGAUUACUUUUCACCAUUACAUACCUUUUCGUUUUAAAUGUCUAAUUCUCAUUAGUGAUGGCAUAGCGUUUUUUUUUUGUUCGAUUCUCUGCAGACUACGUUUGACCAUGUUGUUUAGUGACAGAUUAUCUGUUAGUUACAAUGGUUACUCUUUGACACCAAAUACCUUUGAAUAUAAACUGACCACCCAAAACAUUAUAAUUGCUUGCACAGCAAUGAAUAUCCGAUACUAGAGCUGUAUACUACUCUUACAAAGGCGAUGCCAAUGAACAGUUGCACUGCGCCAUAAUGAGAGUUGUGACUGAACUGAACUUUGUAUUGGUUAUGGCAGAAUAUUUGAUACAGUACUUGUUUUGGAUAACAUAUUGUGCAAACAGUCAUAAUGUUAUGAUUGCCUUUAAGUUGCGGUCCGUGUAUUUAUUUUCUUUAAUGGGGAGGUCAACCCCAACGUGGGUAUGUAUGUACCCUCAUGGCAUUGUUAUUAAUAUUGCAUUUGUGGAAUAUGAAUUAAACAAGCAAAAUCCAACCGCUCUUAUUCAUCCCAGUGAGCGGCCAUUUUGUCACUUGCUGUCGAUUAAAAAAUAACUUCACAGUUGAUCUCGGCUCACAACCAAUCACGGCUCAUCUUAAAAAAAUUGUUGAGCCAUGAUUGAUUGUGACCCGAGCACAACUGUGAUGUCAUUUUCAGUCGACAGCAAGUGCCAAAAUGGCUGCCCCCUGCAAUGGAUAAAAACAGGUGGAUUUUUCUUGUUUAGAUCAUAUUUCAUAGUCAAAACAUUAAUCAGAACACUGUCUUUUGACUAUUUGGGUUGGACAGAACAAUUUUUUACAUAGACAACUUUGAGUUCAUUUUCACUUUAAAGCUUCUGUUCUAUGCCUUUCCAUCUCUGACCAUGCAAGACUUCAGGGAGCUUGCAACCAGCAACCGUGCCCGUAGCGUGACUAUACACUUCUGUCUAUAAUGCCUAAAUGUCUUACAGGGAACGUAGUUGGGCACUGUGCAAAUCAGGAAGGUCCCCUCGUGAGCUUGAGUGAUACUUAAAAUAAAAUGCGUAGUUUCUUUCUUGGGGUGACGCUAAUCCUAUCAUUCAUCCAACUACAGUUGCCAUGGGGUCACUUACAGCAGUCCAAAGUUUAAAGAACAAAAUUUGAUUUCAUAGGGAUUGUACUUUUAGAUAUUUGGAAGUGUCCAAGCAAUAUCUGCCUCACAAACCCAUUGGAAUGUUUUUCUUCUAAAGUGCCAAGAUUUGAAGCUUCUAUUUUAAAUCAUUUUCCCCUACAACUUAUAGUAGAUUCUGAUCUGUUUGCCAUUUGUAUAUGUUUUGAGGCAAAAAAAAAAAUGGGCGCUUAAACUGAUUUGAGGUGAGCUGGAAGAUUUUUUUAAAAAAAGUGUAAUUUAGGAAUUUAGGUCCUCUUGGUGCGAGCAAGUAUGAUCAUUGCUGUUUUGACAUAGCACAGCAAAACUAUUCUAGACUUAUGUGUAGCCUUUUCUAAUAUUAUUCAUGACAUUGUCGCCAUUUUCCCUUCAGCAUAUUGCUGGCUCUCCGGAGCUUUGAAUGAAAUUGGGACUUAAACCCACCUCCAUAUUGAAGAGAAUAGCAAUCUAUUCCUUUUAUAAUCUAGUCACAUGGUCGAGAUGAACGGAUCCCAAGCGGGAUUCCAGUAGUGGGAACUCCCUUCACGAAUGACUUUUUAAAUCCGUUAACUCUGCUGAUUUGACUGUUCCAAUAGCAUUGUCACUAGCCUCGGUGUUGCACCAAUGUCAAAAUGCUACUGCUGUGUGUCUCUCUCAGAGAGUGUCUAAUCUCUUGACAGGGUUAAAGCACUUAUGACAUUUCUUAUAUAUAAAUUUUGUUUUAUACCUCAAACACAGAUAUAAGGGUUUCUGAUUUUCUUGAUUUAGUUGUAGUCGUUUGGGCGCUUUUUCCAUUUAGUUCUAAACUUUUGAUGGUAGCGUUUAUGAGUUAACUUUAAUAUAGUGGCAGACAUUAUUAUUAUAUAAUAAACAUUCUACCUCUAUCUUGUCAUAUCUUUCUGCAAUAUCAUAAAGUGUUUAAAGCUGUAACAGACAUUUUACCAGCGAAAUUGAUUUUGUUGAAAUUGGACUUUGAAGGACAGGAUACACACUCUGAUCAGAGGUGUAGUCCACUGAAUCAAGCAUUGUUCUGUGUACUUGCCUUUAAUGAUAUAUCUACUUAUUUACUACCUCAGAAGUGACAGGCAACUGCUUAUCUAACUGCGGAGAAAAUGUAUAGGAUUGAAAGUUUUGUUUGCUGUACAGUAGCUCCAUAGAUUAAUGAGAGUAGCGUAAUAUCAAGUACAGGCUGUUUUCCUCUCAUCUGACGUUAGUACCGCAUCAACCUGUAAAUGUAAUUGUUACAUGUAGUAAAGCGGGGAGAAUUUGGAUACUUUGGAUUCGCGGUGGGCGACGCCUGGAAUGAACAUGACUGCCACUUGCGUUACACAUCCUUUAACUGAAUCGUGUUUUACUAUUUUUGUGUCAGCUAUAGGAACAGAAUAUUUUCAGAUGUGAAAACAAUGAUAAAUGCAGUACCCUUUAAUAGGGUUUGGUUGUAUUUAGCAUUUUAACAAGGCAUGCAACUAAAUCGUUUCGUUGUUUUGAAUGUACACACUGAAAGCUAAAAACAAACUGUUAAAAAACAAUUGUCAUGCUGUCCUUGCAGAAAGUCAUUUUAAUAGGAACAUUGUACACCAAUAUGCUACAAACGUAGCAAAUGAAUGUCAACCAGGCUUUGCUUCAAGGUACUGUACUUGAUAAAUUGCAAGGAUUUUAAGUAUUAUCUAAUGCCAACAUGCAUUGUGUAUAACAAAACAUACUGUGGUCAAUGGUCACAUGUAUGUCAACAACUGAACUCAUGUUUACUUUCUCCUGACUAUGUAAAAACACGAGCCAGAUUUCAUUUUCCAUCUGUGAUUGUGAAAUACAGUUAUUAGUCUUUGGAAUACUAAAAGGUUGGCUGUGAACAAAGCGUUCUCAUUUUUCUUAGUUGUUUGCAUUAUCACUUCAUAGCAAUUUAGACCAAGGAAGAAGGAAGGUUAAUUGUUAUUUUCUUGUCUAAGCAAAACAAAAUAAAUAUGUAGAAUUACA